Molecule: messenger RNA, 1245 nt
Organism: Pristis pectinata (smalltooth sawfish)
Lineage: Eukaryota; Metazoa; Chordata; Chondrichthyes; Rhinopristiformes; Pristidae
Gene: gpr101
Product: G protein-coupled receptor 101
Exons: 1
Coding region: 1-1245 (414 amino acids)
Biological process (GO): G protein-coupled receptor signaling pathway
Cellular component (GO): membrane
Molecular function (GO): G protein-coupled receptor activity
Source: RefSeq, a predicted model, not a curated record
AUGUCUGGGCGCACUCUCUACAGUAACACCACCAACUCUACAGUUGAGCCUGGGCUUUGGAGCCCAACUGUCGACAAUCUGCUGAGGAUCACCCUGGUCUCGGCCAUCCUCUGCGUCUCCCUGUUGGGCAACAGCCUGGUGCUGAUGGUGUUCCAGAGCAGACCCCAGCUGCUGCAUGUGGCCAACCGCUUCAUCUUCAACCUGCUGCUGGCGGACCUGCUACAGACGGUGGUGGUGAUGCCUCUGGUGAUCGCAGGCAGUGUGCCGGGGAUCCAGCCACUCAACAGGGGUCUCUGCAAGGCCUUGGUGGUCUUAAUGCAUCUCUUUGCAUUUGCUGGUGUCAAUACCAUUGUGGUGGUCUCCAUUGACAGGUACCUGGCUAUCAUCCACCCCCUCUCCUAUCCCAUGCGGAUGACUCCCAGGACAGGCAGCAACCUGAUUGCUUUUAGUUGGUUGCUGGGAGCUGCCCAGAGUACCCCGCCCCUCUACGGCUGGGGACAGGUGGCUUUUGAUGGCCGCACCUUCUGCAGCCUUGUUUGGUCCUCCAGCCCGUCCUACUCCCUGCUGACCAUGCUGCUCACCUUCUGGCUGCCUGCCUGCAUCAUGCUGGGCUGCUACUGGAUGGUGUUCCGAGCAGCUCGGCGACAGAACGCCCUGGUCCACCCAACUCAUCCCAACACCCUGCCAAGGGGCUGGUCCGUCUCCAGCACGGGGGCCAGGGCUCGGACACGCCGCUCCCACUGCAAAGCUGCAAGGGUUGUGUGUGUCAUUGUGUCCUCCUACCUCCUCAGCAUGGGACCCUACAGCAUCCUGGGCACCAUGUCCAUCAGCAGAGCCCCCACUGCACCUCCUUGGCUCAGCACCACUGCUCUGAUCCUCUUCUACUGCCAGUGCUCUGUCCAUCCCUACAUCUAUGGGUACCUGCACAGGAGCAUCAGGAGGGAGUUCCUGCUCCUGCUCAGUGGCUCCUGCUGCAGGACACCACACCCCAGGGACUCACCACCCAACAGCUACUUCACCGUGGGAGACAGCAGGCUGUUCCACUCUCACUGCACCUCAGGUGCUCCUCGAGCCUGUGCCCCCAGAUCCUGGGCAGAGGAGCCCAUCACUGCACUAACAGCCAUGGACAUCAGUGGUCCUCAAAGCCCCAGGGGCUGCCGCAGGGAGACUGUCUCAACCAGCUGCAGCUCAGAAAACGAGCUUCACCUCCUACCCAGCCAGGCGACUGACAGGGGAAUGAACUGA